Penicillium verhagenii is the source of this 1755-nucleotide messenger RNA. Its product is annotated as glutathione S-transferase family protein. Bases 1 to 1755 code for a protein of 584 amino acids. Gene Ontology annotation, cellular component: cytoplasm. The transcript has 7 exons. Lineage: Eukaryota; Fungi; Ascomycota; Eurotiomycetes; Eurotiales; Aspergillaceae. The record is from RefSeq and is a predicted model, not a curated record.
AUGCCCCCUUCUUCUCCGCACUGCCAAAAGCAGCACGCCACUCCACCCAUGAAUGCAUCACCUCGCCUGGGAUCAACGAUCCCGAUCGUCGAAUCUGCAAGUUUGGCCCCACCUCUCGGCCCAUUCCCUGAUUCACAGCCCUAUACAACCUUCCGGUCUAUUGAUAAUGUCACGCAACAGCCUCUCCAGACUGCCAUGGCUCUGCAGACCGAUGGACAUGUCCAUCCCCAUUCUCAUGAAAUGGUCCUGCAGUCUGCCGAUCAAUCUUUCCAGGGGAGCUACGGUGGACUAGAAGGUGAAGAGACAGAGUCGGCAAACUUUGCAGGCCAGCUGACGGGUAUGAAGCUGAUACCUGAUCCACCUGACCUGGAGUACUGGAGAGAUCGUUUAUUUCAAGCAGACGAUGUUAUUACUCUGACAGAAGAGCAAUUCCAGAUAUACUUUCCUCAUGUUGAUAAUGUCUAUUCUCAUCGCUCAACUCAGCGGUAUAAGCGCCGGUCGAUGGUCUCUCAUUACUGGGACUGCCGGCUGAAAGGCCGACCUCCAGGGACGCCCAAGUCUGAUGACCCAAACAAGAAGAAGCGCAAGCGCACCGCCAGGGAACGUGACCUCUGCGACGUGAAGAUUAAAAUUACAGAGUAUCUGCCCGGCAGUGGAUCGAACGAUACCACUGGAGGAUUUGAAUCAUUUCCCGCCGAGCUACUACCCGGAGUCCAUACAUUGUUUCCUGUCCAGACUACCCAGCCCUUCGGUGUAUUGACACCAAACGCAGCUCUCCCAGAGGGACAUCCAGGUGCAAAUGGGCAAAGGUAUUUUACCAUUCAGCGGGUGAAUGGAAACGGCGCCAAUGGAAAGAAUGAUGGCGUGAGUGGUGGGCAUCGGCAUACACUCGAAGAGAGCGAUCGCGUCAAGAAGAAUAGUGUUCAACGGCACUUUUUGAAAGAGGAUAAGAAUAGAAAAAAGUCCGGGCACCAAGGUAUGUCAGACGAAAAGAAGGCGUACCACACAAUCGCGACCGGCCUAGCCGCCGUGACAGCUGCGAAUCAUGCAGCGGAAACAAAUCUCCAGUUUUAUGGAAGUUGCUUCUGUCCAUUCGUACAAAGAGUUUGGAUCGCACUGGAGCUCAAAGGCAUACCAUACCAGUAUAUUGAAGUAGACCCUUAUGAAAAACCCCAAUCCUUGCUGGAGGUGAAUCCACGUGGGCUUGUCCCAGCUUUACGUCAUGACAACUGGGGGUGCUACGAAAGCACUGUGCUCAUGGAAUAUCUUGAGGAUUUGAAAAUCGGACCGUCCCUUCUCCCAACCGACCCGAAGUUGCGAGCCCACUGUCGACUAUGGGCGGAUCAUGUCAACCGAAAUAUUGUGCCAACGUUCUAUCGAGUACUGCAAGAGCAGGAUCCACAGAAGCAGAUCGAAAAUGCCCAAGAGCUUCGAACUGCUUUCGAUACACUAAUUGAGGCCGCUCAUCCGCGAGGACCCUUUUUUAUGGGAGGGCAGAUCUCCUUUGUGGAUAUCCAGGCUGCGCCUUGGGUUGUUCGGCUGAAUCGGGUCCUGAAGCCAUACCGAGGCUGGCCAGAUGCCGAGGACGGUGGACGGUGGGCUUCUUGGGUGAAUGCUAUAGAGUCCAACGAUCAAGUCCGAGCAACAACCAGCACGGACGAGCUCUACCUCGAGAGCUAUGCGCGAUAUGCCGAAAACCGCCCGAACACCUCUCUGCUUGCAAAUGCGAUCAAUUUGGGCCGUUCCCUUCCUUGA